AUUUUUUUUUCGCACAUUCAGCACAAUGACUGAUGUAAUGCUUCAAGUACAAGCGCCGAUCUCUGUAGAAAAUCCGGAAGACAGUGAAGCGGCGCAGUCGAUUGAAUGUGACGGAUUUUUUAUGAAAUGUGUUGUUUGUGAUAAGUCUGUUCAUGAAGAAGCUCCCAUCUUUAUGCCUUGCUUACACGUCAUGUGUAAAGCCUGUUCCCCGGAAACGAAUGACCAGGCUUUUGUCAUGCGCCUGUGUGAGCGAUGUUCGCAGCCCUUUGAUAUGAGAGAUACAUUGCCGGCCGAAGUUGUUGAUUACAUCUUAUCAGCGAAUGACCGAUGCAUUAAGAGACCUUCUUCAAAGACUGCAAGUGGAGAAAAAUGCGAAGUCGUGGCAUCGAAAGAUGAAGCUAUGUGUGAAAUCCAUGGCAAACCAACUGUGGAUCGCUUCUGUCAUUCAUGUGGCGUUGCGAUAUGUGUUUCAUGUCUGGAUGCGCAUUCCUCUCACAAUGUCAUAGUGUUACGAGAAGAGGUCAAGGUCACGGAUGAAUAUGAAGAGGUUUUGAAAGCUUGCGAAAGCGUGAGACAGAGUCUUCGGAGUGAUUUUCAACUCUUGCGGGAGAACCAGCUUCAGCUUGAUCGUGGCCUUGAGAGGGCGACAUGGGGAUACGAUGAGGCAUUACAGGAAGCCUCGGAAGCGCUGCAAAAACACGGAAAAUACUUACUGCACAAAGUGUCGGACCAGAUUUUGGACAAGUUGUCAGCAUUCGGCGAUCGAAAGACAUUGUUGGAAGGGGAACUCGCUGAGGUUCACAAGACAUUGUUGGUGGCUGAGUAUUUCAAGAAUAAUGCAUCUCCGGACACCUGGGCUAGAAUGGAAAUUGCUCCCAUAUACUUCACAAAAUGUCUGGAGAAGCGGAAAGAAGUUGCUGCAAUGUUGAACUCCGACUUCGAGAAGCCUAUGUUCAAAGUUGUAUCUGAUGUACAGAGCAUUGUUAUUGAUUUAUUGGAACAGCUGGGAAGCUUCAACUUCUUUGCGAAUGGGAAGCGACUGACAGUUUUCCGAACCACUCCGGGUGGACUGUAUCCUCAGGAAAUAUUUGAAAGAUCGCUUGUUGAAGAGCAGAAAGACGCACUUAGUGGCAAAAACGAUCAUCUGCGCGACCAUAUCUCUGUUCAAGAAUUUCAAAGAAUAUCUUCGGCUGGUGCACUGAAACGCUCUGGUUCCAUAGCACCCUUGAAGGUCCCUGAUGAUGUAUUAAUCAUUGACCCAGCCCAGCCCUCGGGUAGAUCAACUGUCGCAAUUCCUGCGGAGUCAAUAAUUAAUAGCUCGCAGAUUGUAGUAGGAUCACCGAUGACCAGUGGUUCCAAGUUCCGGCAUAUUCUUCCAUCGCCAGCAUCAGGGGUUCAUCUUGUCAGCAAGAGUAGUAAUACACCCAGCAGACUCGCAAAUUGUUCCAACGUACGAAUCAUCAGUCCCACUCGGCUCACCAACGGAUCAUGUUCGCAAAUGGUUGCUGGGGCAAAACGACGUAUUAUUUCGACGAGCUUUGCCGCAACUCAAGGAUACAAGGUGCUGAAACCAAGAUCAGUUGAAGCUUCUCCUGUGGUUGACUCAUCUGGCACCUCCACAGAGAAAGCUGAAGAACCUUGUGAGUCUCCCCUGGUUGGGUUGGUUCUGAAGCCUGCAAAAGAACUUCCUGCGUUGCUUCCAAUUCCGCUCGAGAAUCCGACAGCCGAACCGAUGCUGAUAGAUCUGGUGGACGACGAUGAUCAUACCUCCAUUCCGCAGUUGGAUGAAUGUCACAUUUGUCGGAAGAAAAUUGAGGACGUGCAGCCAAUCAAAUGUUUCGUUUGCUCUUUGGCGUUUCAUGCUGACUGCCACGUGCCGAAGAUCAACUCAUUGUUGCUGUCAACCUUCAGCGCCAUGGUCAGAGUGCUAAGAGAGAGGAAAAGCUUGCCCUGCGACGAAUUUUUCUGCGAUUUGUGUCCAGUCAUGGUGUCUUGGCAAGACGUAAAUAAUUUGGUGAGUGAUGAUCUGUCCAGGGUGAUUCUGAAGUCCUGCAGGGCACCUAAAGAUUGUGAUGCCUUUCUGACGUUUGGUGUCGAUGACCGCACUGGCAUUUUUCCUGAAGCUGCACUGCAACUGAUCCAGCGAUUUUCAGGAACGGUGAACCCGGAGGGACUGAAGCUGUUCGCUGCGAAGUACAAUAUAAAGCUGGUUGCAGAAAGCAGGAAAUUACCAGAAACGUGAGGAAUUUUUCAAGAAGGGUUCAAGGCUUUCGGCUGUUCUCAUCAAUUUGCUGAAACCAUAAUUUCUAGUAUUUCAACCACUCGGACCGAGUGCGUUUCUGACACAUUUUUCAACUUUUUUUUAUUGGUGAUGAGGAAUUUUAAGAAAAAAGCAGAUGCGAUUCUUCGGCAGAUGCAAUUGAUUUGAGUUGUUCGCGUUAUUUUUCGACAGGACAAUUGUUUUUGGAUGCUGGUUUCUUUUGUAAUUUCCGCCAAGUUUUCAUUCGGCAUGGAAUUGCGUUAGUCAUUACGAAAAUGUUAUGGAAAUUCGUUUGAAACACUUUGCCAAACAAUUGUCAUCAACCCAUAUUUGGCAUUUAUGAAGAGGAUGGUUCAAGAAGUUGGAUUUAUUUUUUUAAACGGGGUUUUCCUCAUUUGUGUCCAUGUUGCCUGUUCCAAAUGAAUUGCAAUUUCAAUGAAUCCAGAAAAUUCUUUGUCUUAAAUGCAGUGCUCAAGAUGACUGCAACUCCUUCAGACUUCGCAAUGUAUAUUAUGUGGAGAAAAGUAGCAGUUGGGGAUACAGUAAUUUACUUGAAGUUACAACAA
Molecule: messenger RNA, 2826 nt
Organism: Notodromas monacha
Lineage: Eukaryota; Metazoa; Arthropoda; Ostracoda; Podocopida; Cyprididae
Source: the annotation of a GenBank genome assembly